Molecule: messenger RNA, 1276 nt
Organism: Drosophila suzukii
Lineage: Eukaryota; Metazoa; Arthropoda; Insecta; Diptera; Drosophilidae
Gene: Theg
Product: Testicular haploid expressed gene
Source: RefSeq, a predicted model, not a curated record
CAGUUGAACUUCAUUUUCGACACGUUCAGAUCAUCGUAAAUGUUUUUAUAAAAAUCCACUAAAAAUAAAAAAGAAGAACUAUUAAAUUGGUUACAAGGUCAAGUCCCAAAAUUCGGAAACUCUUAGAAUGACCAUUCAAAGACUGAAGUGCGACCUCAGUCCGGAGCUGACCACCUGUCUGCAGCUCAAGGACUGUGUGCGCCCGGAUUGCUGUCCCACCCGGAAUCCGAUUCCCUACGAUGCCGAGUGUUUCGUGGGCGACAUUGGCAAGGAGCUGGACCAACUGAUCCGGCGGCACCAGCGCAUGUUUGUGAAGAGGAAGCGACUAAUGGAGAUGGCCGUGCCCAAUCGGCGCUACUGCCGCUUUGUGCCCAAGUGCGCCUGCCCCUUUCCCAAGUCCAUCGAGAUGGUCCGCCCCUGCGACGCCCAGAGUCACACACGCACGGAGCAAUUGGCCCUGCCCAUGGUGCGCCGGCUGCUCCAGAGGCGGAGGACGGCCAUCCUGGUCGGCGAUUCGAUUGGCGAGUCCAUCCUGAACAGGUGGCUGCGCUACAGCUACCUGUCGCUCUACAGUCGCCUCGCAAACACCCAGCCCUUGGUAAAACCGAAGAAAAAGAAGAAGAAGACGGAAAAGCAGCUGGCUCGUCACGAAAAGUACAUCGAGAAGUUGGCAAAGCCAAAGAAAGCGCCAAAGCCCGCCAAACCGGAACGGGGCGAGGGGCAGUUCGACCCGCAACGCCUCAACCAGCUAGCAUGUCCCAAGGCCUAUUUGGAGGAAAUCAAGCCCAAAUGGGAGCUGACCUCCCAGAUGAAGGACUACAAGGCGACCAAGCGAAUCAAACAAAUAUCACAGCCCGUCAUGCGGGAGAAUGUACACAUCAACGAAACGCCCGAGAAGGUUUCGCCAAGUGCACUUCACUACAAGCCGAGUGCCCGCAUCAAGGAGAUGUCCGUACCGCUCACGUCGCGCGAUGCCAACCAGGGAAUGGCGGACGUCAAGGAGAAUCCUUUCGGGAUCGCUCCGAAUGCGCUCAAGUACAAGCCGAGCACGCGCAUCAAGGAGCUGGCGGAACCCAAGGAGUUCGAGAACACGCACAUCCGGGAGAAUCCUUUCGCCAUUUCGCCGGCGGCGCUGAAAGCCAAGGCGUCACCACGUCUCAUCGAGCUGGCCAAGCCCAAAGGCGGAUAAAACCCUCCGGAAGAGCCCUGAACCUCAGCAUAAUCAGUUCUAUCGUAUUUGGCGUUCUAAGUUUUGCAUUUUGGCCAUAUUUGGUAU